Molecule: messenger RNA, 2571 nt
Organism: Penicillium macrosclerotiorum
Lineage: Eukaryota; Fungi; Ascomycota; Eurotiomycetes; Eurotiales; Aspergillaceae
Exons: 5
Coding region: 1-2571 (856 amino acids)
Biological process (GO): DNA-templated transcription; positive regulation of transcription from RNA polymerase II promoter by galactose
Cellular component (GO): nucleus
Molecular function (GO): DNA-binding transcription factor activity, RNA polymerase II-specific; RNA polymerase II cis-regulatory region sequence-specific DNA binding; zinc ion binding
Source: RefSeq, a predicted model, not a curated record
AUGUCUUCAAAGAAUAGCGCAACAAAACGCGGAACACCCAGACGUCGCAAGAUUGCACUCGCCUGUGAGGCGUGUCGAGACAAAAAGAUACGAUGCGAUGGGGUGAAGCCAAUAUGUGGGCCUUGCGCACGGCGGUCAUAUACAAUUGACCAGUGUGUGUUCAAACUCGAGAAUGCGCGCUCGGCGAGCAAUGAUGCCUAUUUAAAGGUCCUUCAUGACCGGAUCCGAGAACUGGAAGAGACCUGCAUUCGGAAUGGAAUUUCGGUCUCACGCGCACCUUCGCAGAGUUUUGAUGGUGAAAAUACUCGAGGGCCUGCUGAAGCACAGAAAAUCACAGAAGCGAUGGAUUCCGAGUCUAGAAAAUCUGAGGCUGUAGAGGGCCUUCUGGGCCUUGGUUCAGGUGUUGAUUUCUCUCAUCUUCAACCAGCAUGUUCGUCAUCCAGGCCGUCGCAGCCGGAUCUAGUCCAACAAAGGCUAGGGAACUCUGGUCAGUUAGAUCAGCUAUCGCCAUCACGGGUUGGCCAUGAACGCACCACUCCGCUCGGCAAUUUGGACCAGCUUAACUCUGCCCAGAGUUUUGCCGUCGAUGCUACCCAAUCACCAUCGCUGAACUCGCAUGGGAAUGUCACGGCUAUGGGUGCAAUUUCAGUCGCGGAAGAUGGAGAAUGUACCGACUCCCCACGCCAUCAAUAUUAUGGCAACUCGUCUGUUGCAUCAUUUAUGCGAUUGGCAGGAGAAUCUAUGCCUAUUCAAUCAUAUAUGCAGGCUUUGAAACGCGCUGGAGCCGAUACCCCCGGGGCUUCUUAUCGAGAUACGGGCCUAUGGAGAGAUAUUAACUUCCCUACCUUAGGACUGCAAUUUGAUGACUUCUCUCUCCCACCUAGAUCUUUGGCUGAUCACCUCCUGGAGUGCUACUGGGAUAGAGUGUAUUGCCUCUAUCCGUUCUUCCACCGACCGAGCUUCGAGCAAGCAUAUGAAAACCUGUGGGGUUCAAACAAAUGGCCCAAGCCGCAGUUACCAGAACUUAAUAUCGGACUAGGGGGAUCUUUUGAUUCUGGUCCUCAGUCCAUAGUCUUCCAUUGCGCACUUAAUGCCAUAUUUGCCCUCGGUUGCCACUUCUCCGAUAUUCCUGCCACUGAAAGAGAGACCGCCGCAUACUCAUUUUUUCUUCGAGCUAAACGGUUUGUUGGACUUGACCUUCUCGAUACUGGUACAAUUGGUGUUGUUCAGACACUUCUUGUUAUUGCAUUACUGCUACAGAGCACACCUUACCCAAACCGGUGUUGGAACUCCAUUGGCGUCGCUUGCCGGGUUGCCCAAGGCCUCGGUCUGCACGAGACAGUGACCCAACUCUCUGUCAAGCCUCUUGAAAAGGAAAUUAGACAACGCACGUGGCACGGUUGCGUCAUAUUAGAUCUAAUCGUAAGCAUGACUUAUGGGAGACCGAGCAUGGUUUCCCACAUAAGCCCGGUCCCAUUGCCUGUCAUGAGACCCCAGUCUCAAAGUGAUGACCCAUGUAGGCUCAGCGGGCAGGGCUGUGACCAUGACCUUGGGUACAUGAUUUUCUAUGUCUCGACAAUCAAGCUUUACAAAAUUCUUGAAUCUAUAUUGUCCGACAUUUACAAUGCCUGGCAAAGUCGAUCGGAUCAUCGGCGUCCAAUGUCUCCUCGGCGUGCGAAACAGAAUAGUUUAGACCUAAUUAUGGAGCUUGAUGACAGGCUCUCUUCCUAUGAGACAAGUGUUCCGACUAUUCUUAACUGGUGCAUUCCACAUGCGUUUACCAGUGAACACAUCAAUCAAAGAUCCAUAUUCAAACGACAGCAGAAUGUCCUUCGCGCAAGGUUUAUUCAUCUUCGCCUUCUUCUAUACCGCCCGAUGUUCACGCAGCUAUGCUCCGAGGAACGCACCGGCUUAGCACGACAACCCAGCACUAAUGCCACUCCACAGACUUCUCGACCAGGAAAGAAUGCCAUAUACUUUUCCAUGUCUGUGAAUUGUGCCUCUGCUUGUGUCACAGCAGCUAUGGACCUUGUGUUGCUUGUGUAUGAGACUUAUAGAACGGCAUUUACGGACGCAUGGUGGUAUAAUGGCUUCUAUACAUCAACCGCAGGAUUUGUGCUCAUCAUGUCAUACUCUUGUCGUUCAAUACUAAACCAAAUUGACGCUCAUGCUGUGGACGAGGCAUGGGGGAAAUGUGAAGAAAUCCUAACAAAUAUGGCAUCCUUCAGUCCAUCUGCUCGAAAUUCAUUGCAAUUUCUACAGGUCACAUACCAACAUAUUAUACAAAACUAUAGUGCCUCGACUCCAAACGAUGAUGACUCGAUGCGCGGGCCGACUCAAACACAACAAAGGGACAGCGAAAGCCCUACUCGAUUAGAUCAAUCUAAUCAGCCUGCUAAUGGGGACAUGCAAGAUUUGAGCUCUCGCGAUCCCGAUAUGAGCAGGCCGUCCAUAAAUCCCUUCAUGAACUGGGACGAGAUGGGUCUAGGGCAGGAAGAGUUUGGAUUUCUUGGAAGAUUUGAUUUACCGGAUCUUGCCAGCUGGUUUUCCGACGUUCCUGAUAUACCCUGA